GAGUUUUCCCUCUUUCUGACAGCUCACCAGUCAGCACAGAAGUUCAGCAGACAAGGACAUACCCUCCCACAAUGUCCUACAGACGAGAGCUGGAGAAAUACCGUGACCUGGAUGAAGAUGAAAUCCUGGGGGCCCUGACAGAGGAAGAGCUCAGGACGCUGGAGAACGAGCUGGACGAGCUGGACCCAGAUAAUGCACUGCUCCCUGCAGGCCUGAGGCAGAAGGAUCAGACCACCAAGGCACCCACAGGUCCCUUUAAAAGAGAGGAGCUUUUGGACCACUUGGAAAAGCAAGCGAAGGAAUUUAAGGACCGAGAAGACCUGGUUCCCUACACAGGGGAGAAACGAGGAAAGAUCUGGGUUCCCAAACAGAAGCCAAUGGCUCCCGUGCUGGAGAGUGUUACCCUGGAGCCAGAGCUGGAGGAAGCCUUAGCGAAUGCCUCGGAUGCGGAACUGUGUGACAUUGCAGCUAUCCUGGGCAUGCACACGCUCAUGAGCAACCAGCAGUACUACCAGGCCUUGGGCAGCAGCUCCAUCGUGAACAAGGAGGGACUUAACAGUGUGAUUAAGCCCACACAGUACAAGCCUGUGCCUGAUGAAGAGCCAAAUUCAACAGAUGUAGAGGAAACGCUGGAGCGGAUAAAGAACAAUGACCCAGAACUUGAAGAGGUUAAUCUCAACAACAUCCGGAACAUCCCGGUCCCCACCCUCAAGGCGUAUGCGGAGGCCCUGAAAGAGAACACCUAUGUGAAGAAAUUCAGCAUCGUGGGCACCCGCAGCAACGACCCCGUGGCGUUUGCUCUUGCUGAAAUGCUGAAAGUGAACAAGGUGUUAAAGACACUGAACGUGGAAUCCAACUUCAUUUCUGGAGCUGGGGUCCUGCGCCUGGUGGAAGCGCUCCCACACAACACUUCUCUGGUGGAACUGAAGAUUGAUAACCAGAGCCAGCCCUUGGGCAACAAAGUAGAAAUGGAGAUUGUGAACAUGUUGGAGAAAAAUACAACGCUACUCAAGUUUGGCUACCACUUUACCCAGCAGGGGCCCCGGCUGCGCGCAUCCAAUGCCAUGAUGAGCAACAAUGACCUUGUGAGGAAGAGGAGGCUCGCAGACCUGACGGGGCCUAUUAUUCCCAAGUGCCGCAGCGGUGUCUAGGGUGCAAAGGGAAGCCACGCCUGUGAACUGGACAUGUUCUGCUGAUCAUCUGUGUUCCCCAAUGGAGACCAUCAAACAAACACUGGCGUGGACUCUUGUGGUUCAGUUCUUUGUGCACUAAGGUUUAGGUUAACUAGUGACUGUAGUUGGACCUUUUAUAAAGUAUGGUUAAUGUGAAGUUUUUUAGUCACAGAAGUUAAAUCUGGUAAUUAUUUAAAAGUGAAGAAGCCCUUAAACUGGCCUAUCUUGCUGCAGAUAGCAUGACCAUGGCAGUUAACAGCCUGGGAGUCCCCUUGGUGACCACACUUUGUUGUUUAGGUGCAUUUACAACAUGGAAUGCAUCAACACAGAGCACUCGUCCCACUUAGUUUAGAAGAGCUAUGAAACACUUUAUUAGAUUGGAUUGUAGCAACUCAGUAAAAAGAACAGAUAAUCAUGAUUUUUCAAUCUCACUUGAAACUUUAACCUCAAGAUUAAAGUUGCCAAAUUGAUUCCAGGAUCACCCCACCCCACCUACCCAAAAAAAAAAAAUGAAAGACAAGCUACAGACUCUUCUAAGAGUCAGAGAGACACAGGAUUCCUUCUGGCAGGUAAGAGAAAGGAGGAGGAAAAGGCAAUGGUGAAAUUUCAAGUCUCAAACCCAGCAGCCCAGGCUCAGCCAUAUUCCUGAGUGAACUCUGUGAACACCUGGGGUGAACUCACUGCAGUCAGAAUCAUUCUUUAUUGAAUGCCAACUCCAUGAUGGAUGAGAACUUAACAGCCACAUGAAAACACCUUCCUAUACCACAGUGGACAAACAGCUUAUGUGAGAUCAACAGCACCGGGUGAAUUUC
Acomys russatus (golden spiny mouse) is the source of this 1984-nucleotide messenger RNA. It is a transcript of the gene Tmod1, whose product is annotated as tropomodulin 1. Gene Ontology annotation, molecular function: tropomyosin binding. The record is from RefSeq and is a predicted model, not a curated record. NCBI's taxonomy places the organism in Eukaryota, Metazoa, Chordata, Mammalia, Rodentia, Muridae. Gene Ontology annotation, biological process: myofibril assembly; pointed-end actin filament capping; muscle contraction. Bases 72 to 1151 code for a protein of 359 amino acids. The transcript is spliced from 9 exons. Gene Ontology annotation, cellular component: myofibril; striated muscle thin filament.